AGCGGAGAGAGAGUGCGUCUGACAGCAAGGUCCUCCACAGAAAAGUCCUUCACAGCGCUCGGUUUAGGGCAAAAUGCGGCUGGGGAACGCUAUGCUGAAAAUCUGGUUUCUUGUAAAGUGCCAAUGAUGGAUGUUUAAGGAUGUUAUGGGAUUACUGUGCAGUGUUUAUAUGGAAUAAGGUUGCAGCAUGGAAUCUCAUGGAGAAAACAGGCUCAGCACUUGAACUCCAGCCCAUAGAGAGGACAACCUGGAAUUCAGUCUCAUUAUCCUUCUAAACCUAUUCAAUUGAACUGGAACUGUGUUUACUAGAGUGACAAGUGUACAGAAUAAACCAUGCAUUUGGGCAGAGGACUGCUGUUUUUCCUUCUCUUAAACAGUGUGACCAUGAGUUUCUCUCUAUCAACCUGCACCACGGUGGACAUCGACCACAUCAAGAAGAAGAGGGUGGAGGCCAUCCGGGGUCAGAUCCUCAGCAAGCUGAGGCUGACCAGCCCGCCGCAGACCCUGGGCCCUAGUCAGGUGCCCUAUCAAGUGCUGGCCCUGUAUAACAGCACUAGGGAACUGCUGGAGGAGUUGGGAGACAGACAUCAGAGCUGCGGCCAGGACAACACCGAGACCGAAUACUACGCUAAAGAGAUACACAAAUUCAACAUGAUCCAGGGCUCCCCCGAAAACAAUGACCUUCCCUACUGCCCCAAGGGAAUAACGUCCAAAGUUUUCCGCUUCAACGUCUCCAGCAUGGAGAAGAACGCGACCAACCUGUUCCGGGCAGAAUUCCGUGCGCUGCGGGUGCCAAACUCCAGCGCCAAGAGAAACGAGCAGCGCAUCGAGCUCUACCAGAUUCUUCGUCCCGAUGAGCACAUCGCUAAGCAGCGCUACAUCGGCGGCAAGAACGUUCUGACUAAAGGAACGCCGGAGUGGGUUUCCUUUGACGUCACUGAGACCGUACGGGAGUGGCUCAUGUACAGAGAGACCAACCUCGGCCUGGAGGUCAGCGUUCACUGCCCGUGCCACACGUUCAGCCCCAACGGAGACAUCGUUGAGAACGUCAACGAGGUGUUGGAGGUCAAAUUCAAAGGGAUGGACAGCGAGUACGAGGAGCAGAACCGCUGGGAUUUGGGUCGACUUAAGAAGCAGAAGGAGCAGCUUCUCCCUCAUCUGAUCCUGAUGAUGCUGCCGCCACACCGGCUGGACGUGCUGCCCACCUCUAGACGACGCAAACGCGCGCUGGACACUAACUACUGCUUCUCAAACUACGAAGAGAACUGCUGCGUUCGGCCGCUGUACAUUGACUUCCGGCAGGAUCUGGGCUGGAGGUGGAUCCACGAGCCGAAAGGGUAUCACGCCAACUUCUGCUCCGGGCCGUGCCCAUACCUCCGCAGCGCUGACACCACGCACAGCUCGCUGCUGAGCCUGUACAACACGCUGAACCCCGAGGCGUCCGCUUCCCCCUGCUGCGUUCCUCAAGACCUCGAGCCGCUCACCAUCCUCUACUACGUGGGCCGAACGCCUAAAGUGGAGCAGCUCUCCAACAUGAUCGUCAAAUCCUGCAAGUGCAGCUGAGGGGCCCGAGACCCCGGCACUGAGCCCGACGCAGGUUCCAGCGCUCGAGGGCCAAAAGGAAGGGUGCGUGCCAGGAACUGGACUCUAAAUGAAUACCUCCGUACAUCCUUCUCACCCACAUCCAACCCAGGAGCCAGAGGCUUCUCUAAGCACUAGAAAGUUGCGUUCCAAGACGACUACGCUGCCCUACGAUCCCUCGGACUUCUAGUUUGACGUUUGAAAUGACUUGUCCACUUUUAAUGUGUAUUUUUUGGUCAGCUCUUUUAACGGCGAACCUCGCGGCCAUUUAUGAACUCUGACCUUCGUAAGAUCCACAGAAGCAUCUUUACUGAGGACACCGCCCACGCGUGCUGGAUCGACAUACACCGAGAGCGCCGACCCUUGUGUUUUUGUAUAACUCAUUUGAGCACGGCAUUUCCCAGACUGAACGUUGUAGUGUGUAAUCAACGCCGUUCGUCUAACGCGACGGUGUUAAUGGUAAUACAAACAUGCUGGAAAGAAUUCUUUUGAGAAAACAAUGUGUUUUGACUUAUGUUUACCUCUGUCGCUCGGCAGAAGUUUUAGGGGUUUUUAUAGUUCUUCAAUGAAGCUGACGUUUCGAAACGACGUAUGCCGACACAUGAACUUUUAGAUCACAAACUGCUAAUGUUUUUACUGCUAUUACUCCUGAAAACACUUUUUUAAUUAAACAGUCUUGGACAUAAA
Onychostoma macrolepis is the source of this 2268-nucleotide messenger RNA. It is a transcript of the gene tgfb3, whose product is annotated as transforming growth factor, beta 3. Lineage: Eukaryota; Metazoa; Chordata; Actinopteri; Cypriniformes; Cyprinidae. The record is from RefSeq and is a predicted model, not a curated record. Gene Ontology annotation, biological process: BMP signaling pathway; regulation of cell population proliferation; SMAD protein signal transduction. Gene Ontology annotation, molecular function: type II transforming growth factor beta receptor binding; cytokine activity; type III transforming growth factor beta receptor binding. Gene Ontology annotation, cellular component: extracellular region.